Molecule: messenger RNA, 706 nt
Organism: Vitrella brassicaformis
Lineage: Eukaryota; Vitrellaceae
Source: the annotation of a GenBank genome assembly
AUGAUCGCCAAGUCGUGCCUGACUGAGAUCGACCACGUGGUGUCGCAGUGGCACCCCGACUGGCCCUUUGCCUACGACGAGCAGUUGCGGAAGCUCAUGGUUGUCUUGGCUGUGCAGAGCCAGCUGACGGCCUACGUGUGGUACAUGUAUGUGUGUGUCAAGGAGAAGGAGAGGGAGAGGCAGGCGGCGGCCAGGGGGCGGCCCGUGACGUGCAGGAAGCCGGUGGAGGUGACGCUGCCCGACCGAUCCACCGCUGUGUGGAGGAACGCAGACCUGUCAACUGAGGAAGCUGAGGAAGCUGAGGAGUCGGCCAAACAGAUAUUCAAAGCUGCUCUUGACCUGGUCAGUCAGCACAGACAGCAUUCACCAGCUGAGGUCACGUUGACAUGGAUUCACAUACUGCGUGUGGGUCGUUUCAGUUGGGUCGCGUCCUUCGGCGUCUGUCCGCACAGCCUUCCUUCCGACUCCUUCGCAGCGGCACAUUCGACGCUCUGCCGUCGCAGCGGACGGCCUGGCUGCCCUGCCGCUGGCCAACAAGGAAGAGACGCUGCUCAAGACGCUGCUGGCGGGCCGGUUGACGCUCACCAGCCGCAUCAACGCCAUGGCGCAUGUAGACGUUCCCACGGCACACUACGACUACGACGGUCUUCUCACUCCUUCAGAGGCGACGCCGAGGUGCUGUGAUGUGCCGAUUUCAUCCCCAUGA